Molecule: messenger RNA, 3450 nt
Organism: Odontomachus brunneus
Lineage: Eukaryota; Metazoa; Arthropoda; Insecta; Hymenoptera; Formicidae
Gene: Vha100-1
Product: V-type proton ATPase 116 kDa subunit a
Exons: 8
Coding region: 200-2752 (850 amino acids)
Biological process (GO): vacuolar acidification; proton transmembrane transport
Cellular component (GO): vacuolar proton-transporting V-type ATPase complex; vacuolar proton-transporting V-type ATPase, V0 domain; plasma membrane
Molecular function (GO): proton-transporting ATPase activity, rotational mechanism; ATPase binding
Source: RefSeq, a predicted model, not a curated record
CUCGCGCACUCGUGACCGCUCGAAUCGAUUGUUGUUCGGCUGUCGCGACUACCACGGUCGCAGUUCCAGACAGUGGCGGUUCUAAGAGGACGUUUGGGUGAUUGAGUGUCACGACGCCUUACGACCUUUGGACCAGCUCGGGUAUUCCUCGAGUAACCGGUUUCAACGUAUCGUCGAAGCGCUAUACCCAGCUACAAGGAUGGGUUCGCUCUUCCGCAGCGAGGAGAUGACCUUGUGUCAGUUGUUCCUCCAAAGUGAAGCCGCUUACGCCUGCGUCUCCGAGCUCGGCGAGCUCGGUCUCGUGCAGUUUCGCGAUCUGAAUCCCGAUGUUAACGCUUUUCAACGUAAAUUCGUUAAUGAGGUGCGCCGAUGCGACGAGAUGGAGCGCAAGUUGCGCUACCUCGAGAAGGAGAUCAAGAAGGAUGGGAUCCCGAUGUUGGACACCGGCGAGAAUCCGGAAGCACCGCAGCCCCGAGAGAUGAUCGACUUAGAGGCGACCUUUGAGAAAUUAGAGAACGAGCUUCGGGAAGUGAAUCAGAAUGCCGAGGCUCUCAAACGUAACUUCCUGGAGCUAACCGAAUUGAAGCAUAUCUUGCGAAAAACUCAAGUCUUUUUCGAUGAGGCUGAGCAUGGAGGUGUCGUGUCGCAGAUGGCAGAUCCCAGCCGUGAAGAAGAACAAGUCACUCUGCUGGGUGAGGAGGGCCUCCGCGCCGGCGGCCAGGCUCUCAAGCUCGGCUUCGUCGCAGGAGUUAUUCUGAGGGAACGCAUCCCUGCGUUUGAGCGCAUGCUGUGGCGUGCAUGCCGUGGAAAUGUCUUUCUGCGUCAGGCGGAAAUCGAAACUCCUUUGGAAGAUCCUUCGACGGGAGACCAGGUGCACAAGUCGGUCUUCAUCAUUUUCUUUCAAGGCGAUCAGCUGAAGACUCGCGUAAAGAAGAUCUGCGAAGGCUUCAGGGCAACUUUGUAUCCCUGCCCGGAAGCGCCAGCUGAUCGCAGAGAGAUGGCUAUGGGCGUUAUGACACGCAUCGAAGAUUUGAAUACUGUCUUAGGACAGACGCAGGAUCAUCGUCAUCGUGUUCUCGUAGCUGCUGCGAAGAACAUCAAAAACUGGUUCGUCAAGGUUCGCAAGAUCAAGGCUAUCUAUCAUACUCUGAAUCUUUUCAACUUGGACGUCACUCAAAAGUGUUUGAUCGCUGAAUGUUGGGUGCCUGUUUUGGACAUUGAGACUAUCCAGCUGGCUCUAAGACGCGGAACGGAGCGCAGCGGGAGUUCCGUACCCCCAAUUUUGAAUCGUAUGGAAACGUUUGAAGACCCGCCGACGUACAAUCGCACUAACAAGUUCACUAAGGGCUUCCAGACGCUGAUCGAUGCGUAUGGAGUCGCUUCUUACCGCGAAAUGAACCCUGCACCCUACACCAUCAUAACAUUCCCAUUCCUGUUCGCGAUAAUGUUCGGUGAUAGCGGCCAUGGUCUCAUUAUGUUUCUGUUUGGCGGCUGGAUGGUGCUAAAGGAAAAGCCAUUAGCAGCAAAGAAAAGCGACAACGAGAUCUGGAACAUUUUCUUCGGUGGUCGCUAUAUCAUUUUCCUCAUGGGUAUAUUCUCUAUAUAUACAGGUCUCAUUUACAAUGACGUGUUCUCCAAAUCACUCAAUAUUUUCGGCACCAACUGGGUUAUUAAUUAUAAUCUCAGUACCGUAAUGAACAAUAAGGAACUACAGCUGAAUCCGAGUAGUGAGGAUUAUAUUGAUUAUCCAUACCCAUUCGGUAUGGAUCCUGUAUGGCAGUUGGCUGAGAACAAGAUCAUUUUUCUAAACUCGUACAAGAUGAAGAUAUCCAUUAUUUUUGGCGUGCUGCACAUGCUAUUUGGUGUAAUGGUUGGCCUGUGGAACCACAUGUACUUUAAGAAGCGCAUCAACAUCAUUUGCGAGUUCGUGCCUCAGGUGAUCUUCCUCAUAUUGCUCUUCUUCUACAUGGUGUUGCUUAUGUUUAUCAAGUGGAUUAAAUACGGACCGAAGAAUGAGUUGACAGCUGGCCCGGGCUGCGCACCCUCGGUUCUCAUCACCUUCAUCAACAUGGUUCUCUUCAAGCAUGUCAACAAAGUUGGCGUAUGUGAUCCUUACAUGUACAGCGGUCAGGGCGGUCUGCAGCAAUUCCUAGUGAUCUUGGCUGUGCUUUGUAUACCAUGGAUGUUGCUGGCGAAACCAAUUUUGAUGAUGCGCAAUCGUAAGAAGCAGCACUACCAGCUCAACAACCACGGCGCCGAGAACGGUGACGUGGAGGGCGGCAUGGGAGCCUUGCAGGCGACUGGUGGCGUUACUCAGGCGGGCGGUGGCGGCGGCGGCGGCGGCCACAAGGAGGAAGAAGAAGAUAUGACGGAGGUGUUCAUUCACCAGGGUAUUCAUACCAUCGAAUACGUUCUCGGCAGUGUGUCGCAUACCGCGUCCUACCUGCGUCUGUGGGCCUUGUCUUUGGCCCAUGCUCAGCUGUCCGAAGUGUUAUGGAUCAUGGUGAUGAGAAAUGGCCUGGCGAGAGAAGGCUGGGACGGCGGUAUCAUCCUUUACCUUAUCUUCGCCUUUUGGGCCGUACUUACCGUAGGCAUUCUCGUACUCAUGGAGGGUCUCUCCGCGUUCUUGCAUACAUUACGUUUGCAUUGGGUGGAGUUCCAGAGCAAAUUUUACUCUGGUUUGGGAUAUGGUUUCCAGCCGUUCUCCUUCGAAAUUAUUUUAGACGCUGCACAGGCCACUACUGAAGAUUAAUUUAAUAAUAGUUUAAUGAUAAUUAACGAUCAUUACUGACUAUCGUUGUCAGUAGAAGCUCGACGAGAUCGUAAAUUCGAUAGUUGCUCCUUCAAACAAGUCAGUCAUGAAUAAUUAAUGAACGAAAAAUCUCUUCUGAAUGAAUAUUUGGAAUGUCAAUUCAAUCAUUAUAAUUUGUCAAAGUGCAAAGUUAUAUCCGUGUAAUCGUUGAAAUAUAAAUGAACAGCGCUUCCUUUAAUAAGACUACAAGAUUUAUAAUACAAAAUCAUUAUUAGAGAAUAUUUUUGCUGCACUAUAAGUUUGUUUCUUUAAAUUGGUCAAAAAAUUGCAAUCGAAUUUGAGAUCUAAUUUGUUGUCUUUAUUAUCAUUAAAUUGGUAUGAAGUAUUGUUUCUUUUUUUAUUAUUGUUUAAUAUUACAAAUCUCACAACUUUAGGAAGUGUUAUUUAGGCGAUGCGGAAUUCAUUCCGCAUACUAUAGAAUCUAGAUCUGAAAACAUACGUCGCAACAAAAGCGAUAAUCGAUUGAUGUUGUUCCGUAUAUCUGUACGUAAUAAAGAAUGUAGCAAAUUGAAGAGAAACUUGAUCAUUUAUGAAUGAUUGCGUCAAAGCAUGACGCAGUGUACUCAAUGAGACAAUAUGUAUAUAACUGUUGAGAGACUAAUUCUGCUUUAAAUAUAAUCAAGAUUCCAAAAACCUCU